CUCCACCCAUUUUUUUGCAUGUAUGAGGAAGAAGUCCCUGUCUCAACUCUCAGUUAGCAAGAGGAGACGACGCCUCACAAUGCAAUCACAAAACCUGCAGUAUUUUCUAAACCAAGGGCCUUUCUUCCCACUGCUGGCUGUUAUUUUGACUAUGAUGUGGCACUUUCCCAUCACAGAAAGUGCUGCUUCAAGUCAGCUCAGAGGGGAGGUUGGUGGCAAUGUGACCUUUCAUUGCCCUGUUGAUAAACAAAGGAAAUUAGUAUUUUUGUACUUUCAGAGGGGCGAUGUAUUUGUGAAUGGCUACCACGCAUCAAAAGAAAUAUCAGAAACAUGGGAGAACACCAGAAUGGAUCACGAUUACACUAUGCACAUGUACCAUUUGAACAUCUCCUACAGUGGCGAUUAUCAGUGUCAUAUCCUAUACAAAGACGGACAGAUGCUUCGUAAUCACACACUCUUCUACCUCAGUGUCACAGCAAACUACAGUGAACCUGCACACACAGUGAACUGUGCUGAUGAAAACCGUCACAUCAGUUGCUGGGUGAUAUGUGCCUCACAUGGUGGCUACCCGGGGACCAAGGUGACUUGGGACAUACCAGAGAGCGUGAUGUCGAGUGAAGUGAACAACACUCAAAUGCCUGAUCCAAUCACCAUGAUGGUCAAUAGCUCCAGCACCAUUUACGUCAACUGCACUAAUGGCGAGCAGACGUCCCUCAGCUGCUCUGUGGGUGGCGUCACCUCAAAGACGUUCAAUGUCUGUACCCCCCAGGAUCCAACUGAAACUUUCAGUCCCAGCGUGAUAACAGCAGCCGUCUGUGCCGUGGUGUUUGUCAUCAUUAUUGUGGUGCUGUGGCUGAAAUGCAAGAAAGGCCAGAGAGCUUUUAUGUUGGUUUCCAGGAACAGCAGCAGUAGAUGUGAAGCCAAUAAAUGGACAUGAGGAGUAAGUGGGUUUUUAUAUAUAAAUGGCUUCAUUUCAAAAGGCUGCAUUACAUGCAUUACAUUCAUAAGUAAUGUAAAAUUAGUUAAUAAAGAGUUCCUUGAGGCACAACUACAGUGAACAAAUGUACCAAUUCAUGAAGUCCCAGUUGCCUUACAUUACUCGCUUUAACUUGAGCAUCAUCUUGUAACCACUGACCUUAUCCCUCCUUUUUCCUUUCUUUUCUCUCUAUUUUUUCAUGGUCUCCAGGGAGUUAACAGGCCUCAAUGAAACGACUGAAGGGAAAGACACACCUUGAGUGCUGAAUUGGAAAAGUGGAUGUCACAAUUCUGAAAUUAAAACUGAAUGUCACUCAAGUGUACAAUACACUUGUGACUGACUGGCUGCAUUGAAGUGUGGGCCAGUAAAGACAGUGACCACAUGCUGUCAACAUUUCACUGACACAUGUGACAUUUAAGUGUUUGAGGAAGUAUUCCUCAUCAGUAUCCCUUUACGGGUGAAGUACAGUGCGUCAUUCAACCGAGAAAAGCUUACUUCUCAAAAAAAGGACUUUUCCAGCGAUUUGCAGUGAGAUACUGUUGUAUACUGGAAAACAGUUUUUUGGGAGGGGGCACACUUCCCAGCAAUGUGAGCUCUAAAAUCAAAAGCACAAAAAAAUGUUUUUAAAGUUUGAUGAAACAUAGAUUUUAUUUUUAUAAGAUGUCCACAGGAAGGAGUGGGAUUUCACUUACUUGAGUGAUCGUAAUGUACUGUAGUUCCCUAAUUUUUUCAGGGUUUUACUUUUUAGGUUACUGUAGUUUUAGGCUCUAAUUAGUGUUUUCUAUCACAAAUGACCAGUAACCGAAACUGUGAAAAAGAUAUAUUAAUGCAGGAAAGCUCAGUCAGAGUACAUACAUUUGUUAUCUGCAGUGUGGUAUGCAAGUUUCCACAAUCAAUUCCAGUAUUGUAGAAUUACCCUGUAAUGUGCAAUUCAAUUAAUUAUUUAAUACAAAGGGAAGGGUGUGUUCUUCAUUAAUUAAAUUGUUGUCACCCUUAUUAAUAAUAUUUUCACAGCAGUGACAUUUUUUGUCUCAGGUGACGAUUCUGUUAUAAAAUGUCUGAAAUGUCUAUUUUUGUUACAUAUUUAUUUCAUUUUUUCCCUCAAUAUAAAAUAAAUAUAAUUUACCCUGUUUACACUGCUUUGGGUAAUUUUGGAUAUUAUUUCCCCUACCUCAUACUUACCAAACAAUCCCAAAGGGCUGCUUUCAUUUCCUAAAUCUGUAUAAAACCAUCCUCAUUAAUAGCCACUAUUACUUUGUCUUGUGUGACAUUUCUGAUAACUCCACUAUCUUGUUCUGUAUAUAAUUUUUACUCUUUGAAACUAAAAGGUUAAACCAAUUAAACAUGUGUAAUUUAAAUUUAUAGUGUUGUGGGAAUAAUGUCUAUUAAUAUUUUUUGUUAUAAAAAAGGCUAAAAGGCUAAAAAUAAAGCUUUACUCCACCUUU
Plectropomus leopardus (leopard coralgrouper) is the source of this 2421-nucleotide messenger RNA. NCBI's taxonomy places the organism in Eukaryota, Metazoa, Chordata, Actinopteri, Perciformes, Serranidae. The record is from RefSeq and is a predicted model, not a curated record.